Messenger RNA from Penicillium daleae, 222 nucleotides. Its product is annotated as amino acid transporter. The coding region runs from base 1 to 222 and encodes 73 amino acids. Lineage: Eukaryota; Fungi; Ascomycota; Eurotiomycetes; Eurotiales; Aspergillaceae. The record is from RefSeq and is a predicted model, not a curated record. The transcript has 2 exons.
AUGUUCUGGCUGCACUUCAGUAAAGGUCGCUACUUCUCUACGCGAGCCAAAAGCGCAUUGACAAUCAUCAAUGUCGGUGUUCUAGUCAUUGGAUUCACCAUUUCUGCUGAUAAGGAUUCUUCAGUGUGGACUGGGAUUAUACGAUUAUACGUGUCUGGAAGAUCUAUCAACGAAAGUACUACCAAUUUCAGUUGGUCCUGUGCCGACAAGUCCAAGUCCUAG